AUGUCGAACUUCUCGCAUCAGAUGAGGCUCUCGUCUUCUCUGAUCAAACGGUUACGGCAAAGUUUUGGCGCUGUAAAUACAAGAUCUUUUACCACAACUGAAGGCCACCGUCCCACUAUAGUCCACAAGCGUAGUCAGGACAUUCUUCACGAUCCAUGGUUCAACAAGGGAACAGCAUUCUCCAUGACAGAACGUGAUCGCCUUGAUCUUCGCGGGCUUCUGCCUCCAAAUGUUAUGUCUCCUGAACAGCAAAUUGAUCGCUUCAUGGCUGACCUGAAGAGGCUUAAAGUGAAUGCAAGAGAUGGACCAUCUGAUCCAUAUGCUUUGGCCACGUGGCGGAUACUUAAUCGUUUGCAUGACAGAAAUGAGACCAUGUACUAUAAGGUUAUUGGAUGGUUCCGAAUCCAUGAGAUGGCCAAAGGACAAUAG
This is a messenger RNA of Ilex paraguariensis (yerba mate), 429 nucleotides long. NCBI's taxonomy places the organism in Eukaryota, Viridiplantae, Streptophyta, Magnoliopsida, Aquifoliales, Aquifoliaceae. The record is from the annotation of a GenBank genome assembly.